GGUGCGCACCGAGGCGGUGGUACAGCCUGGAGCACCCGGCAGCUGCGGGCCGGGGACCCUGGACCCCUCUCCACGGCGAGAAAGAAGGAAGGAAGGAAGGAGCCAAGUCCCCCCCACCCAAGGAUGACUCUAAACACCCAGCAAGAAGCAAAGACCCCCCUGCGUCGGCGAGCUAGCACUCCACUGCCCCUGUCCCCCCGGGGCCACCAGCCUGGCCUGAGCACAGUUCCUUCCACUUCCACGCAAGCCCAGCAUCCACGGCUGGGCCAAUCUUCCUCCCUCAACCCUCCCACCCAGCAAUCUUCACCUGCUCCGAACGGUUGGUCCUCUGACUCCAGCGACUCUGAAGGCUCCUGGGAGGCCCUCUACCGCGUGGUACUGCUUGGGGAUCCUGGUGUAGGGAAGACCAGCCUAGCCAGCCUCUUUGCAGGGAAGCAAGAACGAGAGCUCCACGAACAGCUGGGAGAAGAUGUAUACGAGAGGACCCUCACAGUGGAUGGAGAAGACACGACGCUGGUGGUCAUGGACACCUGGGAGGCUGAGAAACUGGACGAAAGCUGGAGCCAGGAGCCGUGCCUGCAGGUGGGCAGCGCCUACGUCAUCGUGUACUCCAUCGCGGACAGAGGCAGCUUCGAGAGCGCCUCUGAGCUCCGCAUUCAGCUGCGGCGCACACAUCAGGCGGACCAUGUGCCCAUCAUCCUGGUGGGCAACAAGGCGGACCUGGCACGCUGCCGGGAGGUCUCCGUGGAAGAGGGACGCGCCUGCGCUGUGGUGUUCGACUGCAAGUUCAUCGAGACAUCAGCCACGCUGCAGCACAACGUGGCCGAACUCUUCGAGGGCGUGGUGCGCCAACUGCGCCUGCGCCGCCCGGACAGCACGGCCAGGGAACCACCCGCGCCCCGACGGCGAGCGAGCUUCGGCCAGCGAGCCCGUCGCUUCCUGGCGCGCCUGACCGCCCGCAGCGCCCGGCGCCGCGCGCUCAAGGCCCGCUCCAAGUCCUGCCACAACCUGGCCGUGCUCUGA
Messenger RNA from Pteronotus mesoamericanus, 1023 nucleotides. It is a transcript of the gene REM1, whose product is annotated as RRAD and GEM like GTPase 1. Gene Ontology annotation, molecular function: calcium channel regulator activity; GTP binding; GTPase activity. The record is from RefSeq and is a predicted model, not a curated record. Bases 124 to 1023 code for a protein of 299 amino acids. Gene Ontology annotation, cellular component: plasma membrane. Gene Ontology annotation, biological process: negative regulation of high voltage-gated calcium channel activity. The transcript is spliced from 5 exons. NCBI's taxonomy places the organism in Eukaryota, Metazoa, Chordata, Mammalia, Chiroptera, Mormoopidae.